AGUGAAUGAGGGGCUGGGCACCUGGCCCAUCCUCCUCCCUCCACACAGUCUGCAGCCAGCGAGCUCCAAGCUGUGCAGCGGCUGAGCACUUGCAAGGGCAGCCCGCGGAGCGCUCUCCUCCAGUUCCCCCCACCCUUCCAGGAACAGGUCCUAGGGCUCCUCCCCCACCCAACCUUGCAACCCAGAAAACAGGUACAGGGUUCUGCCAAAACGACCAAUCAGGUGCUUCGAUCCAAGCAGCCAGCCAAUGGGAACUCCCUUGGAACCGCACCAAUGGUGGGCUGCCUAUUCAGGCAGAGCGGCGUGAGCCCUACCCCACGGGGACAGAGACGGGCGCGGGGCCCGGUUGCUGUGCAGUGAGCGCGCGGCGGUGCCUGCUACUCGCCUCCCAGCAUGGCCGGGCUGAGCAGCAGCAGCGGCGGCGGUGGCGGCGGCGGCUCGAGCCUGGGGCUGUGCAGCCACGUCGUGGUGCGGGGCCUGCCCGAGUCGCUGAGCCAGCACGCGCUGCGGAUAGAGAAGGGCCCGGAGGUGGACUUCGCCCGGGCCGAGCGGGAGCACCAGCUCUACGUCGCGGUGCUCAAGAACAAGCUGGGGCUGCAGGUGCUGGAGCUGCCGGCCGACGAGAGCCUGCCCGACUGCGUCUUCGUGGAGGACGUGGCCGUGGUGUGCGAGGAGACCGCCCUGAUCACCCGGCCGGGGGCCCCCAGCAGGCGAAAGGAGGUUGAUGCAAUGAAGAAAGCACUGGAAAGUCUUAACCUCAACAUUGUAGAGAUGACAGAUGAAAAUGCAACCUUAGAUGGUGGAGAUGUCUUAUUUACAGGCAGGGAAUUUUUUGUGGGUCUGUCAAAACGGACAAAUCAACGUGGUGCAGAAAUUCUGGCUGACACUUUUAAGGAUUAUGCUGUCUCCACAGUCCCUGUUUAUGACUCUUUGCAUCUGAAGAGUUUUUGUAGCAUGGCUGGACCAAACCUGAUUGCCAUUGGUUCGACUGAAGCUGCACAAAAAGCCCUCAAGACCAUGCAGCAGAUGAGUGACCAUCGCUAUGACAAACUGACAGUGCCUGACAACGCUGCAGCAAACUGCCUAUAUCUAAACAUUCCAGGCAAAGGCCACGUUUUGCUGCACCGAGCCCCUGAGGAAUAUCCAGAAAGUGCAAAGGUUUUUGAAAAACUGAAGGACCACAUGCUGAUCCCUAUAACUAACACAGAAGUGGAGAAAGUAGAUGGGUUACUCACCUGUUGUUCUGUCCUUAUUAACAAAACUUCAGAAUUAUGAGAUAUAAAAUCCCUUCCUUGUAACUGGCAAUAAAGUACAUGCAAGGUAGACAAAUCUAUAUCCACACUUUUAUUGAUUUUAUUGACAAUCUACUGUACCACUGUGCUACUAACCCUUGUUUACAAAUUUUUUGCUUUGUGUAUUUUUAUGUCCCGGUAGAUGGUAUUUAAGGUAUAUGCGUGCUUUUGCUGGGAUGAAUAUAGUGCAAUGAGCAAGCAAAAGUCAACUAUGAUAGCUAAUCCCUAGCUUUAGUGAUUUACAUACUCAGUGUGAAAACUACAUGGGGGAAAAUUAGUUCCUAACCAUUUGCUAAGCAUCUCCAUUGUCUUGAAACCUUUCCCAUGUGUUUUACCUUUUUUCUCCCUUUCCUUUCUGCUUCAGCACCCUUUUUUUUCUUCAGUCUUUCCACUAUCUUCCUCUCCUUAUUGUCAGGAAUUCAAGAUAUAGCUAGUGAAGGAAAUUCAAUAGAACCAUGAAUUUGGGCUUGUGUAGUAAGUAGGCUUUUCUUAUGAUAGUUGGAACAGUGUGAAAUUGAUUAUACCCCUUAUUCUGGCCAGUAUCACAUGGCCACUUGUAUGUAAAAUCAUUUACUCCUGGGGGCAUUCUGCACCAAAAAAAUGAAAAAUUCUGCACCAAAAAUUAAAAAUGUUGUGCACAAUAUUUUAAAAUUCUGCAUAUUUUGUCAGAAUAACACUACAUAAUCACACCAGUUUCAAUUUAUUUUGGUAAUAUAUUUCAAAAUACCUGUCAGCAAGUAGGUCUACAACACACAAAAAUUCCCCCAGAAGCAGUGUAUUAAAGAAACCCCUAUGACAACCCAGUUCCUGUUUCUUUGCCCCCCAGAGCCCAGCUGCAGGGUCCCCCCAGCCAAUACACCCAAACCCCCUCCCUCCCCGAGCACAGCCGUGGGUUCCCCUUAGCCCAGAUACUUGCCCCCUUCCCCAGAGAGCCCAGAUGUCUCCCCCGCUCCCCCUCAGGGCCCAGGGAUCCAGAGGGAGAAACAGGCUGAUGCUCGGUCCCAGGCUUGCAUGGAGUUUCCUGCCGUGCCACCCUCUCCUUCCCUCAGGGUGUGCUGGGAACUGCAGCGGUCAGGAACCCUUUAGGUUCCUCCCCCUCCUGCCAGGGCAGUGUCUUCUAUGUGCGAGCUGGGCUCUGCUGGGUCCAGGGGUCCCUAGUGGCGGCCAGCAGCACUGCAGCCCAUUUCUGUGGAGGAAAGGAAAUUCUGCGUGCACAUUAAUUUCUGCAAAAUUCUGCAUUGCACAUUGGCACAGAAUUCCCCCAGGAGUAGUCCUGAUUAGAAUCAAUUUCAGACUGCAGGUGGCAGCUUAGGAAAGCCUCUCUGUACAGGAGCAUUAAAGAGGUAUGUGUGUCUGGUACACUUGAAUUAUAGGAAAGGAGAUUGUCCAUCAGCCAAUCUAGGUGUGCCCCGGGGUUCAGACUCCCAGUUUGGUUACCUUUCUUUCAAAUUGGGUGGAAUGGAAGAGGCUUGUACGUAUGCCAUAUAUCAAUCACCUUCUAAAAAGCCUAUAUUUUUGUGAUCACGUGAACCACAGAAAUGAAUGUUUUGAGUUACUUGUAGAAAUGUUAUAUUACAAAAGAUAUUUAGAAAUAUACUUUUAUCUUGUUUAGUAUUUUCAUUUCAGCCUCUACCUAUUAUGUUCUUUCCUGUUUUGGAGUGAAGUUAUUUUUCCCGCUAGUCGGUAUAGUUCUUGUCUUCUGUAAUUAUACAGACAAUUUACUAGCAAACCUCAAAACAAAGGAAUGGUGGUAGAAUUAUUCCUGGAGUAUGUUCAUGAGUAAGGGAAAUUGUUUCCCAAAAGGCUGGCAUAUAUAUUUGAUCUGUCCUUGGGGAUCUCGUUGGAAUAAUGGUCGUCUGAUUUUUUUUUUUUUUUAAUUGUAUGAAUAUCUAUUGUGGUAUUCAGUUAAAACAAAUAUAUUUGUUGUGGCAAAUUCCACAACAUGCUUGCCCACUGACUCAUAUAUAUUUCACGACUGUAAAGUGAAUUAUAGACAGUAGUAUUUACAUGAAGCUUUUAAAAUCAUUUGUAAACUAAGAAUGGAGAAAUUCCCAAACUGAAGCAGCGGUGAGAAUUUUCCAGGAGGCUGACAAAUAGUCUGAACACUUUUAUCAACUUCCUGGUCAUCUCUUUCUUUGUCUGCCUGUCUCUCUGUUCCUUUGUCGGAGGUUUUAAGUUUUUUCUGAUUGAUACAUUCCCGCUUCAGCCAUCUAAAUCUCUCCUUCUGUCCCCCUCCUCCUGUAGUCCCUCCAUUUUUCUCCUCAUCCCUUUACACUCUCCUUCUCUCUUCCCCUCCAUUCAUUUGCAAAUGUCCCCAUUCCACCCUAACCUUUCCUUAUGUAAUUCUCCCAUGCCCUCUUGCAUAGAUGCCAGGAGAGAGGGAACUGAUAGACCCACUUUGUUCCCCUAGAAUCUGACAAAGCCUGCCUUUUCCCUGCAGAUGGAAGGGGGAGCCUGCAGCAGGAGCUGUAUCUUGGGAGGGGUGUUGGAGUGACUCCUCUUCUCUUGUCUUGCACCAGAGGAGAGGAAGGAGUCAGUAGUGGUGGAGGCCGGUGGUUUCUUGUAUUCUUUCUCCCCCUGAGGAGAAUGGAAGAGGUGGCAAGUAGUUUCCUUCCUCCACUUUCCCCUUUGAAGGGAGGGAGAGUUAGUGAAUGGACAGAUUGUCCUGUAGAAGAGGUAGUUAGGGAUUCGUGGCUGAGGUGCCUCUUAUUCUCCUGUAGCUGGAAGACCAGCAGCACCUGACUGCUGACAAGGGUGGGAGCCCCAGAAACUUCCUAGUCAGGCAUUAUUCUUCAUGCUGCCCCCACUCCUGAGUCCCAUCUGGCAAGUCCUUACUGCAGCAGCUAGGGAGAUGGGGCAGUUGGGGGACCUGAACCAGGGAGAGCAGGAGACCCCUCUCCCUCUGCUCUUAGCUUUCUCCUUGACUUUAACCCUGGCUCAAGCCAAACCAAAACAAUGGCUGUUUUUUGAUGCAACAUGUAUAUGGCUAAUGAGCAUCCUGCACAUCUGACAUUCUUAUCACUGCAACAUUUUUCAGAUGCCUGAUGUAGAUCAUUGUCCACAACUAAUAAAGGAAAAUCUCAAACCAAAAAUGGAGAUGCAACACAAUGCACUAACUGUCUGCACCAUGUUAACCCUCUUAUGCCAAAAAUAAGACUAUGUGCCAUGUCAUUCCAGUGCAGAAGGUCUAGUGGUAAAUAGCUGGCACUGAGAUUUGAAUCUCUAAUCAAAGUUUUAGAUCAAAUAAUUUAGCUUAGUACAAAUGAAGGCUCUACAGUGUGUGUGACAGACCUUUUACUCUUUCCCAUAUGUUGUUUUCCAUCAUCAUAAGUUUAGGAAGAUCAUGUGAUGUGUAAGUUUCCCUCUUGAACAGAAUGUGAAUAAAGUGUCAGCAAGGACUCAUCUCUGUUGAUAAGAAUGUGCAUACAUACUGUACCAUAUGAUGAUAAACUGCAGCUUCUCCAUUCUCACGUUUGUGUUUCCUACACAGACACACACUUCUCUAAGUCUUGCACAUACAGCAUUUCAAGAAAGUAUUCUGAGGAGUUUUAAGACAAGUGUAACACAGUGAUUCCCAUGAGAAUGGUUCAUAGCUCAUAUGGAACAUUAUGUUCAGUUUUAAAAAUAAAAGUUCAGUGGAAUGUAAAACAGUGACAUCCUUUUCCCCUCUUACUGACUGCAGUUUUUGAGUGAAAUGUGGAAAAAUGUGGUAUUAUUCAGCCACAUAAGUAUUUAAUUGCAGUCAAGGUAGAACUACCUUGGUGGUAACAAUCAAAAUUCAUGUGGAAACAUUUGGAGAAACUUAUUUAUUGGUUCAGAUUGUCUGAUUUGAUGGAUAGUUAUGGAGAUGAACAAAUAAGAGCCUAUGAAAAGAAUUCUACUCUUUAUAUAGUGAUUGUGAACAAAAUACUAUGGACCUCACUUAACCUAAUAAAAGUUUUAGUGGAUGUAUAAUGUAACUUGCAUAGAGUUGCAUGUGAAUCAUAUUAGUCACUGUUCUGUGUUGUAUUGUUCUGCAGAACACAAACAGGAUGACAAAAUCACCACAGUGUUCAAUUCUGUUACCUUGAGAACCUUAUUACAGUAUAUUGUUGCCCACUUUUUGUGGCAAAAACAUAAUUGUAUUUCAUAGACUGUUAUACUGGAAAAGAUUUACUUUGAUUUUUGUGUCUCUUGCAGUUUCUAUACUAUGUACCCCCAUCACUAUGGAAUAAAGUGUCAGUUGUACAAUGAA
Messenger RNA from Chelonia mydas (Green sea turtle), 5526 nucleotides. RefSeq names its product dimethylarginine dimethylaminohydrolase 1 (gene DDAH1). The transcript has 6 exons. Gene Ontology annotation, molecular function: amino acid binding; dimethylargininase activity. The record is from RefSeq and is a predicted model, not a curated record. Gene Ontology annotation, biological process: arginine metabolic process; positive regulation of nitric oxide biosynthetic process. The coding region runs from base 394 to 1275 and encodes 293 amino acids. NCBI's taxonomy places the organism in Eukaryota, Metazoa, Chordata, Testudines, Cheloniidae.